This is a messenger RNA of Centropristis striata (black sea bass), 2532 nucleotides long. It is a transcript of the gene scamp2l, whose product is annotated as secretory carrier membrane protein 2, like. Bases 91 to 1098 code for a protein of 335 amino acids. The transcript is spliced from 9 exons. Gene Ontology annotation, biological process: protein transport. The record is from RefSeq and is a predicted model, not a curated record. NCBI's taxonomy places the organism in Eukaryota, Metazoa, Chordata, Actinopteri, Perciformes, Serranidae. Gene Ontology annotation, cellular component: recycling endosome membrane; trans-Golgi network membrane.
AGUGUCACAGCAGCACCAUCAGAGGAGCACCCGGGAGACACGGGAGCUGUCGUGUUGUUUAUUCCACACAAAAUAUAACUUUUCUCUAAAAUGUCGGGAUUGGACAGCAACCCCUUCGUGGACCCAGUGGACAUAAAUCCUUUCCAGGAUGCUUCGAUCACACAGGCCACAAGCGGAGCCUCCAAAAACGUUGAGGAUUACAACCCGUUCUCUGCAACCGAAAUGGGAACCUACUCUGAAACAACCAUCCCCAUCUCUGCUGCCUCCUCUCAACCCGCCAUCCUGCCGACCUCUGUGGAGCAGAGCGCACAAGCAAGUGCAGCUACUGGCCAGGCAAACCUGAUCAAACAGCAGGAGGAGCUGGAGAAGAAGGCAGCUGAGCUGGAUCGGAAGGAGAAGGAGCUGCAGAACAGGAGCCCCGGCAGAGCGCUCAAUACUGGCAAUAAAGAGAACAACUGGCCACCUCUUCCCAAGAUCUUCCCCGUGAAGCCCUGCUUUUAUCAGGACUUUGACGAGGAAAUCCCUGAUGAAUACCGCAGGAUCUGCAAGAGGAUGUACUACCUCUGGAUGUUCCACAGUGCCACUCUCUUCCUCAACGUGCUCGCCUGCCUGGCUUACUUCACCGCAGACUCUCAGUACGGCGUCGACUUCGGCCUCUCCAUCCUCUGGUUCAUCCUCUUCACCCCUGUGUCGUUCAUCUGCUGGUACAGGCCCGUCUACAAGGCCUUCAGGUCCGACAGCUCCUUCAGCUUCUUUUUCUUCUUUUUUGUCUUUUUCUUCCAAGUGGCGGUGUACAUCAUCCAGACUGUGGGGAUCCCCAAGUGGGGAAACAGCGGAUGGAUCUCAUCCAUCAGCAUGAUCGGAAAAAACUUGGCUGUUGCUGUGGUCAUGAUGGUGGUGGCCGGAUUUUUCACUGUAAACGCUGUCCUGGCCGUCAUCCUCCUGAAAAUGGUCCACUCUAAAUACAGAAAUACAGGUGCCAGCUUCACCAAGGCCCAGCAGGAGUUCUCCACCGGAGUCAUGACCAACCGAACGGUCCAGACUGCUGCAGCCAGCGCUGCCUCUUCUGCUGUCUUUGGCUCAAACCAGGGGAAUUAGACUGCUUCCCCACAUCCCUCCUGCCUCAGGCUAGUCUCUCCUCUGACCAACAAAGCCAUGUCCCAACAUACUUCAAUGGGUUUAGGCGAUAUGUUUUUUUUUUUUUAUUAUUAUUUAAUAUAAAGGGCCAAAAACAAGUAACUUAUGAUGAGGGAAAGUCUUCUCAGCCUCAUGAAGUGUCUCCAUUCUCCACUUUUAACACUGAAGAAGUUCUUAUACAACCAUGUAAUGACUUGCACAUAUCUCGGCUGUUAUUGAACUCUGUACCACCCUCAUCAGUAUGAAGUAUAAUCAAAAGUUAUUCUGGGAAAUGUAGGAAGGAAUUAGAAAGCCGAAGUUGAAUGAAACAAGUCAAAGAAGGAGGCAGAGUGGGUACGACAAUGAAAAACGAAUUGGCAACACCUCAUCGCAGUGUAACUAACUGGAAUACAAGAAAUGUAAAGGGGGCUGGAGUUUAGUGAUAAAGUACAUUUAUUUAAAUCCUGUCAGUUUUAAAUACGUGGGCGGAGAGUAUUAGGAUUAUUCUAUCUCACAGUUCAUGUAGGAAUAACAUACGGGGGCCUCAAAGAUAAACACUGCGAAAAGUUUGGAUUAUAUAAAAAGCUUACUUGACAUGAGAAUGUUUCACCAUCAUUGACUGAUGGAUCCACGUAAUGUAUGUAUACAUAUUUUUGUCUUAACAGCAGCAUGUAGAUUGUUACAAGGUCACCAGUCUACUAUUCUGCCUUAUAAAUAAUUAAAAAUACAUACAGUACACUUUGUAAUAAUGAACGCGCUGUAAAUUCAUCAUGUUACUGUCUUAACACUACUGAUGAACACAGUUGCUGCUUGAAUUUUGCUCUAAAUUCUAUGUUUUUAAUGUGUAUAAUACUGUAUAGGAUGAGGAUUAAUGAAGGUGACGGGAUGAAGGUUUUUUGUUUUAUUUAAUUUACAGAUUUAGAUUUAGAUUGAGACAAAAACCUCUUCUUAGGACAAAUGAAGACGUGUUUUAGGGUGAACAGGGUACGAAUUUUAACUUAUAGAUAUCGCUAUGAAACUUUCCCUGGUUUAUUACUUACAUUAAGGCAGUAAUUUUUUUUGUAUGACAAGUUUUAUGAAAUUGUAUGUUUAAAGAUGCAAAUUAGGCAUUAUCUUAUUAAAUAUGUGCUGUUUGCAGAACCUAGGGAUUUUACAUAUUUCCUUUUAUCACUACAAUACAACAGGCAUAAAAACAAAUAAAUCAGGCUAUAAAUCAUACAUGAACAAAGCCCUUUUUAAGCAUAAUGUUUUGUAAAAUUAUAUACAUUUUGUAAGACAGGUCAAUGAGGUUAACAUUUUAAACUAUCAGAAAUCACCAUGAAACUUUCCAAGGUGAUUUCUUAAAUUAACGAUUAUUCUUUUGCAUUAAAAGUUUUCUUAAAUGUUUAAAUAUGUAAAUGAGGCAUUAUCUUAUGC